AUGUAACACGUAGAUACUUCCGGAACAGCAGCGCUUUUUAUUCCGACGAAGGUCGAUUAGACAUAGACAUAUUACCUACUGUACUGUGUCGCUUUCUUCAAAUACGAAGGACUUUUCUUGUUAUAUUUGACUAGCUAUUUAGCUUAAUCAAAAAUGCCAAGAGGAAGCAGAAGCCGGACGUCAAGGAUGGCCCCUCCAGCCAGGAUGGCCCCACCGCCACCCCCCAUGGCCAGGGCUGCACCCCCUCCAUCCUACGCCCCAGCGCCUGCCCAUGCCCCUCCGUCCGCCAUGGCUGUCCCAGCCGCUGCUGCUCCCCGGCAGCCAGGCAUGUUUGCGCAGAUGGCCACCACAGCCGCUGGGGUAGCCGUUGGCUCAGCCGCAGGGCACAUGAUCGGCCACGCAAUGACCGGAGGAAUGGGUGGGGGCGGAGGAAGCCAAGAGGCUGCCAAGCCUGAUGUCACCUACCAGGAGCAGCCCCAGCAGUACCAGCAGCAGUACCAACAGCCACCUCCCAUGUACCAGCCAGCCCAGUAUCAGCAGCAGCCCCAGUCCAUGUUCCAGCAGGAGCCUGCCCCUCAGCAGGGAACCUGCUCAUACGAGCUCAAGCAGUUUAUUGAGUGUGCUCAGACCCAGAGCGACCUGAAACUAUGUGAGGGCUUCAGUGAGGUGCUCAAGCAGUGCAAGUUCUCAAAUGGGAUGUCCUGAGAGGGAGACAAACAACCCCAUCAACGCUGAACGCACACACUCAACAUACACACAAUACUACUAAAGAAGUAAUUUACAAACACUCGAUAGACUUGGCUUUGUUUGGCAGUUGAUCAAAUAACUGUUAAUCAUCAUAUAUGGACAAUAAAAACAUUUUCCUCAGGUUGAUGCUGUGAAGCUUGUAAUAAUAGUCAUAUGUAUAUGUUUAUUUUUUUGUUGCAUGUUUUCAUUUUAAAUGAACUACACGUUUGAUUGGCUUUAGUGCUUAAACCUGGGGUGUAUUCAUUACGUCUUGAAACGGUUUACCUUUUAAAGAACCAAAGGGAAUGAAACAGGAGGGACCUACCUGAAUUUGUACAAUAUAAACUUGUUUUCGUUGCAAAAUUUUUUGCAACAGACUAAACGUUUUGCUACAGAAGCGGCAUAAUGAAUACACCCCUGUUGUAAAUUAACCUGGUCCCUAGGCUCAGCGAGCUGGGGACAAGAUUAGUCGUACAUAUAUCUGAUGUAUUUUAACAGGGAUAUUCCCUCAUAGCCUGGUUAAACCAGAUUAAAAGUAGCGAUUGAAAUCCGUUAGGAUGCCAGGCUAACUCCCUCAUAGAUCACAAUGUAAACUUCAUUGAUGGUAGAUAUUCCCUGGGUCCACCCAUUUCCAUCAUAUCUGGAUUAGGGUUGUACAAUUGCAAUUUGCUUGUAACAAGCAUAGGAUCUAAUAAAGUUAUUCUGAAUCACAUUAAAGAAUCUUCUGAAUCACA
Messenger RNA from Coregonus clupeaformis (lake whitefish), 1460 nucleotides. Its product is annotated as coiled-coil-helix-coiled-coil-helix domain-containing protein 2. Gene Ontology annotation, cellular component: nucleus; mitochondrion. The transcript has 4 exons. Gene Ontology annotation, molecular function: sequence-specific DNA binding. Lineage: Eukaryota; Metazoa; Chordata; Actinopteri; Salmoniformes; Salmonidae. Gene Ontology annotation, biological process: mitochondrion organization; positive regulation of transcription by RNA polymerase II. The record is from RefSeq and is a predicted model, not a curated record. The coding region runs from base 154 to 705 and encodes 183 amino acids.